CACCUUCUCUUGUCUUCAUCUCCUCGAGUUCCCGGCUCAUCCAGUGCUCGAAGCAGUCUAGUCAAGCUUGGUGUUCCCUAGCUGUCCUUCGAGAAAGCCUUGUCACAUUUGUUUUGACACCACCCACAAUCACUCAUUAUCACCUUCCUACUUAUAAGUAUCAUCCGUGCGGAUGUCUCCCUCACAAGAAAAUAUUCCACACGCUUGGAAUUCGACCCCUAAAACCUCUCACGAACUUGAACCAGCCGAGCUCGAAGACGGAUCAUGGGCGCUAUCUCCCACCACCCCGAAUUCCUACCUGAAGGAGAACGAAGAGAGCAAAUCUCUGCUCCGGACAUCCAACCAAUCACGCCUGAGCUUGCACGAUGUCAAUCUCGACAACGGCGAACUUGGCCCCGAGCGCCCCACAUCCAACGCAGGAGGAAUCUUCCGAAGAAGUGCAGCUUGGUGGAACGACUUCAAAAAAACUCGGCACGGCAAGGUGUUUAUUCUCACCUCUAAAGUCUCCGCCCUGCUACUCUUCGUCGUGCUCCUGGUCAAGGAAAUCGUCCAUCUGUCUUCUCCCGGGCCGCAACCGAUUAUCACUAAGAUCACAGCGAUACCGCCCUCCCCUAACCAAAAGACCUGCACCUCCAAACUAUGGUCCAACGGUCACUGGGUCAGACGCAACGAGACAUCCAUGCCGCUGCCGCCACCCAUCCGCUCACAAGCACAAGCCAUGAAAGUCUCCAAUUUCCCUACCCACUCUUGCGCCAGCAAUCGCCUUCCUCUGACCAAUACUGGGAUCCCUCGGUUUGAGAAUGACACUGCUGAGUAUUGGGACUGGCGCUAUCGAGUCAGCAGUUACGAUUGGCGCUCUGGCUGCGAGGACGCUGGAAUCCCCGUCAAACCACAUCCUUCCCCAGAACAACUUCUCAAUACUUUGGUCAAUGAAGGUGGAUGGCUAAUGAUUGGUGACUCACUGUCGGCCCAGUGGUUCAUGUCGCUAUCCUGCUAUCUGGCCCCAUAUGUCAUCGCCGUCCCUCAUUUCACUCCCGAGACCCCAUGGAAUGCAACCCAACAUCUGUACCUCGACAAUACCACCUCUCUGGUUCAAAACAUGGAAUUGCCCCUCGGAUUCAACAUCAACACAACACCUUUGGUGUCAAUUCUACGGAGUGGCCUCUUACUGUCAAAACCAGAGAUCAAAGAAGUGAUCGAAAAACACAAGCUGAUUGAUGACGACAAGCCGAUGUUUGGACCUGAGAAAGUGUUCGACAUGCACACAUCUGAGUACACGGCGGAUUUCCUGGAUCCCAAGCUACGAUACUCGAAGAUGAUAGCCUCCUCGGGAGCCCAUUACACGGCCAUGCUCUUCCAAGACCGGCCAUUCCACCAAAUUGCUGAAAUCUUCCACUACAACUUCGAACGCUGGGCCGAGAUCAUGAGCGAGGUUCUCAAGGAUCCUCGCUCCAAGGGCAAAAAGAUCCUCUAUCGUACCGCUACCGCUGGCCACGAUAAGUGUAAUCUAGAAAGGAAGGGCCCGUGGAACGAAGAGAAAAUCUUGGAAACCCCCGUGUGGAAUUGGCAGGUCAUCCCAUUGUUCAACAAAAUUGCUGACUCGGUUCUCACUGCUCUCAAUCAGCCCAGACUGGAGUUAAUGGCGAUUGAAAGACCGGCUAUGAUGCGCCCUGAUGGCCACAUUUUGAUCGAUUGUCUACAUUUCACCGUCGGCGCCGGUAUCAUUGAAGGUUGGACUGACUUCUUAUACAACUAUGCUUGAGUGAGAUACUAGCCACCCUCUGUUUCCAACAUUCUAUACGACCAAUCGCUACUUUCUCUGCGUCAUUAUCUUGUAAAUCAUUCGAUUCAUCUAGACUUACAACGUCACUCAUCGUUAUCAUUCAUCUGCACUGCAUCGCACAAGCUCAUUCGCUCGUUUCAAGCUUGCUAGACUGUUCCAAACCUUCGGGAUGUUUUCCUGUUUUUUGUUUUUCUGCUCGUUUUCAACGGCACUACAUAGAUAUAGAUAUACAUGUAUAUAGCGCAACUCCAUGCAAAAAUAAAAUCGCAAGAAGACUGCUUCAUGAGUUGGG
Puccinia graminis f. sp. tritici CRL 75-36-700-3 is the source of this 2075-nucleotide messenger RNA. RefSeq lists its product as uncharacterized. Lineage: Eukaryota; Fungi; Basidiomycota; Pucciniomycetes; Pucciniales; Pucciniaceae. Bases 173 to 1762 code for a protein of 529 amino acids. The record is from RefSeq and is a predicted model, not a curated record. The transcript is spliced from 5 exons.